Messenger RNA from Cucurbita pepo subsp. pepo (vegetable marrow), 966 nucleotides. RefSeq names its product transcription factor MYB30-like. The record is from RefSeq and is a predicted model, not a curated record. Lineage: Eukaryota; Viridiplantae; Streptophyta; Magnoliopsida; Cucurbitales; Cucurbitaceae.
GGAUCUCCUCCACUCUCUCAGGUCAGACCUCCUCUUGAGAUCCCACAAAACAAGAACAACAUAAACAACAAGGAUCGAGAUCAAUGGGGAGAGCUCCUUGCUGUGAGAAAAUGGGGCUGAAGAGAGGCCCUUGGUCUCCUGAAGAAGAUCGAAUUCUGACCAACUUUGUUCAAGAUCAUGGCCAUUCCAAUUGGCGAGCUCUUCCUAAACAAGCUGGUCUUUUAAGAUGUGGGAAAAGUUGUAGACUUCGGUGGACGAACUAUUUGAGACCUGAUAUUAAGAGAGGCAACUUCACGAAAGAAGAAGAAGACGUCAUUAUUAACCUUCAUGAAUUGCUUGGCAAUAGAUGGUCGACAAUAGCAGCCAAGUUGCCCGGUCGAACAGACAAUGAAAUCAAGAACGUUUGGCAUACCCACUUGAAGAAAAGGCUGCAAAAACCCAUCAAAACACCUCCCAAAUCCAAAAACAAAACAAAAAAGCAAACAAAAUCAAAAAGUUCUUCAAAUUAUUCUUCACCAAUGGCUAUCACAAAUCAAACCCAUUUGCCCAUUUGUUCUUCAUCAAUGUCCCCUUCACAACAAUCUUCAACCUCUGAGAUCUGUUCCUCACUCACCACAGAUGCUUCCAUGGCUGAAAAUGAGUACUACAGCUACACAGCGGACGACACAGCUGCUCCACCGCUGAUUGACGAGAGCUUUUGGUCGGAUGCGGCCGAGAAUUAUAAUUCCAAUUCCGAUUCGAGUUCGAGUUAUUAUAACGAAGAGAAUAAGGAUAUGGAGUUUUGGUACAAUGUGUUCGUCAAAGCUGGAGGAAUCCCAGGAUUGCCUGAGUUUUAAGUUCUCUCAAAAUCCAACGAAAUUGCAGAGAAUUGAGUCAAGGAGGGGCAUUUUUGAAAUAUGGAUGAAAUAUUGAGGGGGAAAUGAAUGAAACAGCAAAUUUGAAGGGCUUGACAGAAAUUUGGAGAUG